Stylonychia lemnae is the source of this 891-nucleotide messenger RNA. The record is from the annotation of a GenBank genome assembly. NCBI's taxonomy places the organism in Eukaryota, Ciliophora, Spirotrichea, Sporadotrichida, Oxytrichidae.
AUGAAAGUAUACAGCUAACUUGUCAAAAGACUAGCAUCUCAAAAUCAUUAUUCAAAGUUUGUAACAGCUCACAAUUUAUGCUUUUCAUCAGAGAAUAAUCCUAAAUCAUCAAUGACUAAGGAACAGAUGAAAAAAGAUCUUAUGGAAGGGAGUCACUUUGAAACCGAGUUACUUAGAAGAAAGAAAGUGGUCACCACACCUACUGAUGAAGAAAUAAAGAAGCAGGAGGAAUUGGAAUAAGAAGCAGCUGCAUAGGCAUUGAGCGAAAUAUAUGAUGAGUAACAAGUAAAAGAAGUACUAGACAAAAUUAAGGAAUCAGGAGUCACUGAGUAUAAGAUCUUUGAGAUUCAGCCAGAGGCUCUGAAGAAGAUUCAGUUCUACAAGAACAUUUUGUUCUUUGUAAACAUACCAAUGAUCCUUGGGAUACCAGCUCUGACUGAACUUGGUUUCCUUGAUCAUAAACCCAACGCAAAGACUAUAUUCGCAAUCUUGCACUUAACAGAUUUCUUCCUGUGCUUCAAUUCAAUUAUUAUAUACUCUACCUUGCAGAGAUUGGUAUCAGCUAUUUAUUACAUGCCAUAAGAGAAUAAAAUUCUUGUCAAGUAGUGGAGUGCAAAAUUACUAGGUCUAAAAGAUCUGACCUUUGAUCCAAAAGAUUUGAUUAGAAUAAGAAAGUAAUCUUUCAAUCCUUUCAUUGGCUAUAAGAGUGUGCAUGAUAAUAAUGUAAAACUAGGCACUGAAAGUAUAGGUUUGUGGCAUGACAGGAAACUAUUCGAUAGCAUGAUCUUUAGAGAAGUGAAGAGAAGAGUAGUCAGGCCAAUUAGAAAAGGGCCAGUAAGUUCUGGGGUAUAAACAGGUAGCUAACAAAAAUCAGAAGACAAAAAGGAAUGA